Arctia plantaginis is the source of this 1695-nucleotide messenger RNA. The record is from the annotation of a GenBank genome assembly. NCBI's taxonomy places the organism in Eukaryota, Metazoa, Arthropoda, Insecta, Lepidoptera, Erebidae.
AUGAAACAGGAGCAAUCUGUAACGAAAUCUCGUCGGGACAUUGCCAUCAGACCCGGGUCCGGAAUUCAAAAAAAUAAUUUCGCUUAUGCAAAACUUCCUCAGCCGUUGCGCACAGAUGAAAAGAAGCAUAUAGACUUAAUGCUUCUGAAACUUAUAGCUAAAACAUACCAGCCGUUUUCAAUUGUUGAAGAAACUGAUUUUGUAGAAUUUGUAGAGGCAUUAAAUCCUAAUUACGUUCUACCUGAGCGUAAAGUGAUAUCGGAAAAAUUAAUACCGUUUUUGUAUAAUAGAUGUUUAGAAGACUUGAAAACCACGUUGUACCAAGAAGCAAGUACAGUUUGUUUGACUAUCGAUUGUUGGACAUCUAUCAAAAUAGACUCUUUUAUAAGUAUUACUGCGCAUUUUAUAAAUAAUGACUUCGAAUUUAAAUCUUUUGUACUUAAAUGCACCCAAAUUAAUGGUGCACACACAUGUCAAAAUCUGGCUUCAAUUUUACGUGAAGCGUGUGUAGAAUGGGGUAUAACGGAAAAAAUAAACUUUUGUGUUACUGAUAACGCUUCAAAUAUUGUCGGAGCUAUAAACAUUUUAGGUUGGACUCAUUAUGGCUGCAUGGCUCACAAGCUUAAUCAAAUUUUGCACCAUUCCUUAAAAGAAUUUGACGUAACAUUAAAAAAAGUAAAAGAAAUUGUCACGUACUUCAGUUCAAGCUGCAAAGCUAAAGAAAAGCUUUUAGAGUACCAAGCCAAAGUACAAGGUUCUAGCCAACCUUUGGUAUUAAUAAAUUCAGUGCCAACAAGAUGGAAUUCGAUAUAUUUUAUGAUUGAACGCUUUGUUAAUCUUCAAGACUCAAUAAGAGCCACUACACCUAACGUAGAUGUGGAUCUACCAAUCUUAUUAAUAGAAGAGUGGACCGCACUGCGACAGCUUUGUAAAGUUUUGAAACCUUUUGAAGAGGCUACAAAAGAAUUGAGUGUAGAAAAAUAUGUUUCAGCUUCUAAAGCCAUUGCUGUCAUCAACGGGUUAAAGGACGUUCUGCUGGAGGUAAAACAAAAACCGGCAUACUAUGAUUCAAUCAAAAGUUUCAUUGAAUGCAUCGAAGAGCAAUUGGAAAUGAAAUUUAAAGGUAUUGAGUUGAAUGAAAGUUUGGCACUGUGUACUAUAUUGGACCCGAGGUACAAAAUGUCCAUGUUUCUCGACGAAGCUGCCACUGAAAGAGCAAAAUCUAGUCUGGUGAAUAAAGUUCAAGAUCUCUUAACAGACGAAAUUGGAUCACCAUCUGAACUGCCGGUGAAACCAGUACUUGAAGCUUCUAUAAGCCGGGCGGACGAUGAAAAUAUAAGUUUGUGGCGAAAACGCAAUUUAAUUAUAAAAAAACGUAGGAUUAAUCCCACCAGAAAUCUUCUACAGCUCGCACAACAGGAAGUAGACACAUACCUACAAGAUGAGUUUGCACAAAACAACUGUGACCCUUGUUUUUGGUGGCGUUCUGGUCAAUAUAAAUAUCCGCACCUGGCUAAACUUUUUAAAAAGAAUUCCAAUAUAGUCGCGAGUUCAGUACCCAGCGAAAGACUUUUUUCAAAAGCAGGCUAUACAUUGUCGGAGAGGAGGACCCGUCUUUCUGCUAGAAAGACAGAACAACUGGUGUUUCUGAACACCAAUUUAAAAAGUUGCGACUAUAAAAAUCUGAUGCCUUAA